UUCAUCCACGUCUUACUUAUUUAAGUGUUUAUUUAGUUUCGUGACAGGAAGAACAGAAAAAAAGAUACUCUUUCCAGGCCAAGGGGAUAUUUUACAUCAGCACAGUCUUCCAAGAGAGUUCACUUUGAGGAAUCAGUGGUGGAACUUUUUCCUCUGUGUGUGUGUCAUUCCGCAAAUGAGUCAAUUUUGAGAUAACUUUCGGUUUAAUGACGUCAAAUCUAACGGAGACUGUCUAUCAGUAGAUUUUACAAACGCAGUCCCUCCUUGGUUCGUGCACUAAAAAUAAGAAGGUUCGUAUACAGAUUAAGUGAGAAAUAAAAAAGAGAGAGAAAAACAAGAAAAAGACCGGUUCCAUCAAGUGCAUACUAGUGCAGCAAAACAAAACUGUGUCACUCACAGCGGUCUUGUACUUUCAUAUCGCGUUGUUCAUAAUACCUGCAUUUCUCGGAGGUCAAGUGUAUAUCAGUUUGCAAGAAAUAUGACAACCUAACUGGGAGCUGACCGGCGCCCCAAGACCGCAUGUGCAAUGGUGAUACCCGCUACCCGUGAUGGCUGACGUGUACAUAAGCGAGCCAGCAGGUUCCCUCUCCCCCAUUGUGUCUCGCAAUGUUCCUGAGGGAGGAGGGAGCUCGACCAUCAUGUCAUCCUCUAACAGGCAGGGAAGGAGGAACAGAGUGAGGAAAGUAAAGGGAACGGGGGAAGAACCGGGAGGCGGUCGCGGCCCCAGCACAAGGGCGAACAGGGGGGGAGCAGAGUUGAGGAAAGGCAGAAGUGUAGGUUCCUCGGUGGACGAGAAGCCGCAGUUCAAAGACUAUCUCGCUCAGCAGAGACAGAGGCGGCUUCAGCGGCUCAAAGGCAAAGGUGGCAAACAAAAAGCAGAAAGGGGAGAGAAAAAGGAUAAUGCGAUGGAAGGUGAAGAAAAACUCACUCGGGGGGACUCGGCGGGCAGCAGUGGAAGUAAAGAUGAAGGGAUACAUAGCACAGGCGAGAAGGAGGAAGACGCCGAUAACGAAGAAAAUGAUGGAAGCCAGGAAACUGAAGAGGCGAACGAGGUGGACGACGACGAGGGGCGGGGAAGUAUAAAUGACGACAACGAGCUUCCAGCACUCCCGGUGGAGGAAGGGGAGGAGGCAGCCGCGGACAAUGCUGACGGCGCAGAAGAAGAGCAGCCCGACGACGAGGAUCAAGAAAAAACGUUCAGCCAGGAAUUCAGCCAAGAGGACGACGGAGGCUACACCGGAGGCAAUCAAGAUGUCCUGUCCGAUGUGUCUAACAGUUAUGGAGGCGUGGAGACCUUGAGGAUGGGGGAGGGUUUUCAAGGUAAAAGCCUUGAGGGCGAAGACGACGCCAACGGCUACCAUGGAGACAUGGACGAGCCAAGUUCUCUGGCUGCGAGUUUCCGAGACUCCCUGGGUCACUCGCGCGACGAAGGGCUCGGCACGACGGCGGAACUGUCGCUGCUCAGAGACAGUCUUGCGGACGCGCUGGCGGGCGCAGGGGAGGGAAAGGAGGGCGCCGCGAUGGACGAAGGGGAGGAGGAGGAGGAGGAGGCCCCGGCGGCCGAGGGUGAAGAAGCAGCCGUUGAAGAAGGCGAACUAGAGGCUGACGGAGAAAAAGAGGACACUGAGGAAGCUGACGAACAAGAAACACCAGAAGGUGCAGACGCAGCAGUUGCUGAGGGUGAGGAAGCAGCUGCUGAAGAAGGAGACGAGGACGAACCACCAGCGACUGAUAGUGAAGUAGAAACUGCUGAAGUUGAAGCAGAAACUGCUGACGGUGAAGAAGCAGCUGCUGAAGUUGAAGCAGAAACUGCUGACGGUGAAGAAGCAGCUGCUGAAGUUGAAGCAGAAACUGCUGAAGUUGAAGAAGCAACUGCUGAAGUUGAAGCAGAAACUGCUGAAGUUGAAGAAGCAGCUGCUGAAGUUGAAGCAGAAACUGCUGACGGUGAAGAAGCAGCUGCUGAGGUUGAAGCAGAAACUGCUGACGGUGAAGAAGCAGCUGCUGAGGUUGAAGCAGAAACUGCUGACGGUGAAGAAGCAGCUGCUGAAGUUGAAGCAGAAACUGCUGAAGUUGAAGAAGCAGCUGCUGAAGUUGAAGCAGAAACUGCUGAAGUUGAAGAAGCAACUGCUGAAGUUGAAGCAGAAACUGCUGAAGUUGAAGAAGCAGCUGCUGAAGUUGAAGCAGAAACUGCUGAAGUUGAAGAAGCAGCUGCUGAAGAUGAAGCAGAAACUGCUGACGGUGAAGAAGCAGCUGCUGAAGUUGAAGCAGAAACUGCUGACGGUGAAGAAGCAGCUGCUGAAGUUGAAGCAGAAACUGCUGACGGUGAAGAAGCAGCUGCUGAAGUUGAAGCAGAAACUGCUGACGGUGAAGAAGCAACUGCUGAAGUUGAAGCAGAAACUGCUGACGGUGAAGCACCCGCUGAAGGUGAUGCAGCAGAAACUACAGAAAGUGAAGAAGCAGCAACUGCUGAAGACGCCAGCGAGCCGAGCGACGAGGCCAAGGCUCCUGAGGGUGAAGGGGGAAAGGCAGAAGAGGAGAUCGAAGAAGUCCCGGCCCUCGCGAAGAUGGCCGGCCGCUUCCAGGUCCGGAAGGUCUCGAGGGGCGGCCAGUCCGUGCCCUCGACGGCUAAACGGGCUCCCUCGAAGCCGCCUUUGGACCUGAGCAGAGUGGCAGCCAACAGGAAACCCAUCUCGUGGCGACCGACGCCGGUGCAGACAUCAGCGCGCCCCGAAAACGCCAAGCCGAGAAACAGGGUUCCCGUCAGGAGGUUCCGCCCGAAGAAAGUAGUGGAGAAGGGCAAAGACGAGGCGGCGCCGAAAGAGGAACCGCCUGCUAUAGUCGAGACGGCAGCAGAACCCGAGCAGCAGGAAGAGACGACGUCGCAGGUGAGCCAGGAAUGGCAAGGCAGCCAGGCCUCCUUGGCCACCCUCGACCUCCCGCCCGUCAACGUGAGUCUCGACGGAGACUCAGACAGAGGGGCGUUCGACACUCACAGGUCUAUCGGGAUGGAGUCCAUGCCGGAGACUCGACAGAAGGACGGCUUUCAUUCCCUGGACCAUGACAGUGGCAGACCCAGGACCGCCGGCGCGAAGAACAAGUCCUCGAGGACGAGCACCCGCAGAAAACGGAUCGGCGGCAGGAAGUCCUCGAGCCUCAAGAAGUCCUCGGAGUCGAUUAACUCGGCUCCGGAGAUCACGGGCGGGAAAGUGCCAAGCACAAGCGAGGUGUGGGUCCCCGAGGAGAACAAGCUGUAUGUGUACACGUACAGCUCGCAGCCGAGGCUCCUCCACGUGCGCAAAAUGGCCGCUGGGAGGGUGGCCACCACCAGCCAGUACGACCAGGAUCCGAACUCUUCCUUUAGGCUAAAAAUAAGAGGCAAUGGCAACCCCAUGUACGAUCGCCGAGUUGUCAGAGGCUCCAAUUACGCCAAGCGAUCGGAUGGCGACAACGAGCACCCACUUGCCGAGAGCGCGGGACCCAUGCAGCUCCGUCGGCAGGAAUUCCGUCAGAAGCUGGAGGCGCGGGCCCGGAUGAGGCGAGAGAACCACGGCAUGUCCUCGCUCUACCCCUCGACCACGGGGCCCUACGCGCCCAGGAGCUACGCCCGCUCGCACGCCGUCUGCCAGACCGAGAAUGUCUACGAGCCGCUGGAACGCCCCCCGGAGACCGAGGCGGGCGUGCAGACAGACCCCUGGACGGAGAGCGGUUCGCCUCCGCCAAUCAUCGCCCAGAAUCCGAGCGGAGUCGACGCCGCCACGCAAGUUUUCGACACCGAGCUCGACGCAGACGACGAAGACGGAGCUGUCGUGGCGGCGCUGGUGGGCAGGACGAUGAAGGAGGCGAUCUUGGAGGUGGCCCUCGAGGAGCAGGCCGAGGAGGAGAGGAUCAGCAGAUUGACUUCGGAGGCCCUCUCGUCCUUCAAGAAUGGUAGCAACGACCAGUUCAAUGAGGAACUGGGAGGCGACGACGAGGACCAGGAGGGCACCACGGAGGAGAGGUCGGAUCCUGAGGGCAAGGAAACCACCCCCGAGGGCACGGACGAGGCCCCGAGGUCGCCGGAGGUGCCUUCGCCCACGCUCGAGAAGGACGUCGGAAUGCAGGACCAAGAAUACCACGAGUCUCUUACAGCCUAAGAGACCAUGUGGCGGAACCUCCACCUUCCUCUCCCUCUCCCUCUCCCUCUCUCUCUCUCUCUCUCUCUCUCUCUCUCUCUCUCUCUCUCUCUCUCUCUCUCUCUCUCUCUCUCUCUCUUUCUGCAGCAUUUUCACAGCUUCUCCCUUUCUCUCUCUUCAUCGCCGCCUCAACAUGGCUGGCACCGACCAAGCGCCGCCGUGCACCCCGCCGGCUCCGCACUGUCAAGUAGUCCGCAAAGUCGGAAGGAUUUUAGAUUUGAAACAAUUUUGUACUGCGCGACCCUGCCAUGGUUACCCUGCCGAAGCCAUACGUCAGGAUGCCGUUCCCUCACCGCCAGGAUUUCUCAUUGGUGUUUGAUAUUUUGCCAAUAUUUGGUAUCCGAGUCGACAGCAGUUACGACUCCUUCCUCUCCUAGACCCACGCAAUCUUCCCAUUUUUUCCCGCCCUUCAUAUUUAACGUUAAUUUCCCCCUUCCCUCCCCCUCAUGCUCAUCACUAUCUCACACAUGAACACUAUGAAAAUAUUACAAGGAAGAAAUAUAUGUAUUCAAGGCGAAAAAAAGAGAGAAAAUACCGCAACUAUACACAUGAACAAAAAAUGCUAGAAGUCACAUAUAUAGGUUAGUAUUAGUGAGUAUUAUGUAUAUAGUGGAUUUGUAACUAUCCAAUACAUAUAGGAAUAUAUACAUAUAUAUAUUUUGGUAAGGUGCCUAAAAAUGCCAAUACCGUAAAGGAGACUCCAAGAUGGCACUGUAGCCUUAAUAAUGAUUCUGUGUGGUGCCGUUCGGGAAAAAAAAGUUCAAUGAUAGUGAAAAUAAUAAUAAUAAUAAUGAGCACUCUGCCGCCAUGCCUUUCCCUACGUCUCUGAUCCUCCUCAUACUGGUUUGUUAAGCUUAUAUGUGAUAGGGGCAUUAAUAUGCUAAGGGACGACGGAAAAUGUGGAGAGAGUACGGAAAUAUGUGAUCACAUGCCCCUUAAGUAACACAUACUGAAAGUGGUUACGGAGCAGAAACUUAAAUGGAUAUUUUCCUUAAAAAAAAAGAUAAUAUGCAGUAACUAUGGUGACAAAAACACCGAUUUUCUUAGCGAGCGAGACAUUUUCUCAGUUUUUUUUAUUUCAAAUACAUUUAUUUAGUCUUUUUCACUUUGUUUUCUGAUUACUGUAGAGCAAGUUUUACAAAUAAAUCUUAUCAUUUUCACGAUGCCUUAUGGCGAUAAAGGACCAAUGGCUGAGAAAAUUAGUGUAAUUAUUUUAUCGAAAAAGGAAAGAUUUGUACCCUUGUAUAACGUACGAAUUUCACUUAUAUAUUUUUAUAACGGCAUCAGUUUAGCUGCAGAGUUCCAGUUUAGGACCAAAUUCGUCAGAAGAAUUUGCCACAAUGUACCACAGCAAUAAAAAAAAAAUUAGCUUUUACACACAUUAUCAAAUAAACCUCUUUUUUUUUUCUUAGUAAGAGUAUACAUACCCACCUUUUUUAUAUAAAUUUCUGUUAACUUACCAAUAAAGGGAGUACAUUCACACUAUCUCAUACUAAUAACUUUGAUGUUAGAAAUGUGUAGUUUUUUGUGGCUCUGGUGACGUACCUUGUGGCAAAUAUGUACUAUGCUUCUCUAUGCUCCUGUGAUAGUAUAUGAUACACCUUAAGAUCCCGUUUUUUAUUGAGAGCAGAAUACGUUUUCUUUGGCCAGUGUGGUGCGUUUUCUUUAAAUCGGAAAGGUAGUUUAAUCAAGUAAUCGAGGUGCGUUAGUUUUAUCACCCCGUAUGUGUUUCAUAAUGAACUAGUCCUCAUGGAAAUCUUUACAAUAUAAACUUCAUAUCUGAUGAUUGUUUCACACGAAAAAUUAUAUAUACAAAUGCAUAUAGAUAUACUAUUAUAUAACUUCAUAUUCAUGUGCACUUAUUAAAUGCCUUCAGAAUAUUACUGUGUGCUGUAGGUUGCUUUAACUGUAACAGGUACAAAGACAGCAAAACAGGAAGGGAAUGUCCUGUUUAGCACACAAGUCAUGCAGUGUACAAGACUAUGACAGUUUCUUAUAUUUUGAAGUGUUAUAAACAUGAUUUGUAUCGUGAUGAACUUGAUUCACUCUACAAGUUCAACCUGAAAACCCAAAGACUGUCGUUAAAAAAAGAAUAGAAAAAUAAAAAGCGAAACCGUUUUAGGCACAGCAUUUUGAGAAAGUGCAACAUACAAGGAUGUGCAUAUGCAUCAAAUAAGCCUAAAAUAUUUUUUAAAAAUGAAUAAAAAUCGGUAUUUAUUUCGUCAUGAAUGUUCCGUCCAUAAUUUGCACAUGAGAGAUCUACUCCCUACACUACCUUCUGUACUGCAAUGCAUUAUAAAAAAAAGAAAAAAAAAAACAUCUCUGUUAUAUAUACCAAAUUCAACUCGAGGGGAAAAGAAAAUUCAGCCACAAAUCUUUCAUGAGAGAACAUAUAUAUUUUUUGUUCGUUUGUAGAUUCAGAUCUUCACACGCACUGGAUGUUUAUAAACAAGAUGUAUUAUUUUUGUAUUCCUUAUUGAGGGAAUAGGACACUCUACUGUAUAUUGUAUUCGCUCUGUCGAGGUUCCACAAUAAAUAUAACCAUCAUGAAA
Penaeus monodon (black tiger shrimp) is the source of this 6724-nucleotide messenger RNA. RefSeq names its product WASH complex subunit 2-like. The transcript has 8 exons. Lineage: Eukaryota; Metazoa; Arthropoda; Malacostraca; Decapoda; Penaeidae. Bases 549 to 4133 code for a protein of 1194 amino acids. The record is from RefSeq and is a predicted model, not a curated record. Gene Ontology annotation, cellular component: cilium.